Drosophila bipectinata is the source of this 2108-nucleotide messenger RNA. RefSeq names its product delta-1-Pyrroline-5-carboxylate dehydrogenase 1 (gene P5CDh1). The record is from RefSeq and is a predicted model, not a curated record. Gene Ontology annotation, cellular component: mitochondrial matrix. Lineage: Eukaryota; Metazoa; Arthropoda; Insecta; Diptera; Drosophilidae. Gene Ontology annotation, molecular function: L-glutamate gamma-semialdehyde dehydrogenase (NAD+) activity.
GUUGAGUGUGCCCAUGUGUUUGCGGUAAAGAAAUGCGGAUACAGAGCUUUAUCAGAGCUUUUAUCUAAAACACCUGGUUACGCCGAAUCACAAUUCGUGCCCUGGCAACUCUGGGCCAACAGAAAUAUUUUGAAUAGGCCAAACAAAAGCACUGACGUCGUGCUCUCGCCAAAAUCCGCCGACGUUGCCUCAAACAAUUACAAAAUAGCAGCAUUCUAGGUGGUACGAGCCGACGCCUUAUAUAACCAAGCACCACAGGAAACCGGCCCCCAAAUCCCGUCGAGAUGUUGCGAAUGUUGGGCAAUUCCCCCGCCAGCAUGCAGCUGAGUGUGCUGAAAAAUUGCACUCGGAGUCUGGGCUCUGUUCUGCCCCAGCUGAAAAUCCACGACUUUCAGGUGGUCAACGAGCCGAUCCUCACUUAUCGCAAGAACUCAGCGGAGCGCAAGGACCUCCAGCGGGCACUGAAGGCCGCCGCUUCGAACUGCGAGGAAAUUCCGAUCGUCAUCGGCGGCAAGGAGUUCAAAACGUCGGAGGUGCGCCACCAGGUGAUGCCCCACGACCACCAGCACAGCAUAGCUCGCUUCUACUACGCCGACAAGAAGCUCGUCGAGAAGGCCAUUAAAACGGCGGUGGAAACGCAGCCCAAGUGGGACCGCGUACCAAUCGAGGAUCGCUUGAAGAUCUGGGAGAAGGCAGCAGAUCUGAUGGCGACAACCUAUCGCCAGGAACUGAAUGCCGCCACCAUGCUGGGACAGUCCAAGACAGUUAUCCAAGCGGAGAUUGAUGCGGCAGCAGAACUGAUUGACUUUAUUCGUAUGAACGCAUACUUCCUCAAGGAGGCCACCAAAUACCAACCCAUCAGCGAAGACCCAAAAGUUACCAAGAACUCGUUGCGCUACCGCGGUAUUGACGGCUUUAUUGCGGCCGUGAGCCCAUUCAACUUCACAGCCAUUGGCGGCAACCUGUCCUACACCCCAGCUCUGAUGGGUAACGGUGUGGUGUGGAAGCCCUCGGACACGGCCAUGCUGUCCAACUGGCGCAUUUUCAACAUCAUGCGGGAGGCGGGAGUACCCGACGGAGUCGUUAACUUUGUUCCCGCCGAUGGACCUGUGUUUGGUGACACGAUAACCGCCAGCCCCCAUCUGGCCGGCAUCAAUUUCACUGGCUCGGUGCCAACCUUCAAUCGCCUGUGGAAGCAGGUGGGAAACAACAUUGACAAGUACGUUAACUUUCCACGAUUGACGGGCGAGUGCGGAGGCAAGAAUUUCCACUUCGUGCACAAGUCCGCCGACGUUGAGUCGGUGGUCACCUCCACCAUCCGCUCGGCAUUUGAGUACUGCGGACAGAAGUGUUCUGCCUGCUCCCGAAUGUAUGUGCCCGAAUCACUGUGGCCAAAGAUCAAGGAGGGCCUACAAUGCGAGGCCGAGAAGCUGAAAAUCGGCGACGUGCAAGACUUCAGCAGCUUCACAUCUGCUGUGAUUGACGACAAAGCAUUUAAACGCAUUACUAGCUACAUUGAACACGCCAAGAAGUCCCCCAACCUGGAGAUCCUCGCCGGCGGCACUUACUCGGACAGCAAGGGCUACUUCGUCAACCCGACCAUAGUGCUCAGUAAGGAUCCCAAGGACCGCAUCAUGACCGAAGAGAUCUUUGGCCCCGUGCUGACGAUCUACGUCUACAAGGAGUCCGAUCUAUUGGAAACAAUGAAGCUGGUGCACACCUCCACCAAAUUCGCUUUAACCGGAGCAGUAUUCGGCCAGGACGAGGAAUUCGUCAAGUGCGCUCUGCAGGAGUUUAAAAUGGCCGCUGGAAACUUCUAUAUUAACGACAAGUCGACUGGAUCAGUGGUGGGCCAGCAACCCUUCGGCGGUGGCCGCAUGUCCGGCACCAACGACAAGGCCGGCGGCCCGCACUACAUCCUGCGCUGGACCUCGCCGCAGUCCAUCAAAGAGACGUUUGUGCCGCUGCGGGACGUCAACUACCCGUACAUGAGCGAAUAAGCUGGUCGGGCGCCACAACCAACAGAAAGACGACGGGGAUGUAGGGGAGAAGCGAUAACCGACAGGAAUCUCAUAUAACUACUAACUAAAUAAAUACCUAUAUAUGUA